Molecule: messenger RNA, 1748 nt
Organism: Diatraea saccharalis (sugarcane borer)
Lineage: Eukaryota; Metazoa; Arthropoda; Insecta; Lepidoptera; Crambidae
Source: the annotation of a GenBank genome assembly
UAAUAAUGUUAAUGGUUUAUUGUGGUUAUAGGAAAGUAACCACAGUGGUAACAUAAAUCACAUCUGCUGGUUAUUCAUUAGUCUUUGGAAAUGGCAUCUGUUGUUCAUUGGUUUCGUCUAGACUUACGAAUUCAUGACAACCUUGCACUACGAAACGCUAUAAAUGAGGCGGAAAAUCGCAAAUAUUUGUUAAGACCCGUAUUUAUUAUCGAUACAGAUAUCAAGCAGAAAAUUGGCGCAAAUAGAUUACGAUUUUUAAUACAAAGCCUUCAAGAUUUGGAUAUUAACUUAAGAAAACUUAACUCACGCUUAUUUAUUUUGAGAGGCAAUGCCAAAGAACUGUUUUCUAAGUUAUUUGAUGAAUGGCAAGUGAAAUAUUUAACAACCCAAGUUGAUAUUGAUCCUGAAAUUGUACAACAAGACGAAAUCAUUGAAAAACUCGCAGAAAGCAAAGAUAUAUAUAUUGUGAGAAGAGUGCAACAUACAGUAUAUGACGUUCAUAGUGUAUUAAAGAAAAAUAAUGGUAAUGUGCCUUUAACUUAUCAGAAGUUCCUGUCUUUGGUGAAUGAUAUAAAUGUGAAAGACACCAUUGAAAUAACUAAAACCUUGUCUGAUCAUUGCAAACCAUCUGAUUUGGAAUCAAAUAAUUAUAAUGUGCCUACACUUCAGGAACUAGGAAUAGAUGAAAGUUCACUAAAUCCAUGUAAAUAUCCUGGAGGUGAAAUAGAAGGUCUUAAAAGGCUUCAUUUGUACAUGGCUAAAAAACAAUGGGUAUGUAAGUUUGAGAAACCUAAUACUUCACCAAACAGUAUUGAACCCAGCACAACAGUUUUGAGUCCAUAUUUGAGCCAUGGAUGUUUAUCUUCAAAACUAUUUUAUCAUAAACUUAAGCAAGUAGAAAAUGGAGUGCCACACUCACAACCUCCAGUAUCAUUGUUGGGUCAGUUGAUGUGGAGAGAGUUUUAUUACACAGCAGGAGCUGGAACAGAAAACUUUGAUAAAAUGGUUGGUAAUCCAGUUUGUACUCAAAUACCUUGGGUUAAAAAUGAAAAUUAUUUAAAAGCUUGGGCAGAAGGUAGGACAGGUUAUCCAUUUGUAGAUGCUAUUAUGAGACAACUUAAACAAGAGGGUUGGAUUCACCACCUUGCAAGACACAUGGUGGCUUGUUUUCUAACCAGAGGUGAUUUGUGGAUAUCAUGGGAGGAAGGAGCCAAAGUCUUUGAAGAUUAUUUACUUGACUAUGAUUGGUCUCUCAAUGCUGGUAAUUGGAUGUGGCUAUCUGCAUCUGCAUUCUUCUAUAAAUACUUUAGGGUAUAUAGCCCAGUAGCAUUCGGAAAGAAAACAGAUAAGGAAGGUCUUUAUAUCAGGAAAUAUGUUCCAGAGCUUAAGAAAUAUCCAACAGAAUUUAUUUAUGAACCUUGGAAAGCCCCAAAGUCAGUGCAAAAGACGGCUGGUUGUAUUAUUGGUGAAGAUUACCCUCAAAGAGUAGUAGAUCAUGAUAAAAUCCACAAAGAAAAUAUGCAGAAGAUGUCUGCAGCAUACAAAAACAACAAAGAAAAGAAAUCACUUAAAAGAAAAUUGAGUACAAACUAAAGUCUGUGAAAUAUUCCUUUGCUAGUAAGAUGUAUAAUUGGUUGAAUAACCUAUGUGUGAUAAAUAAUAAGUACAAAGUAAGAUUAAUAUAUUUUUUUAAUAUUCUACAAAUAAAAUAGUAUUGUAUAAAUUAUGGAGGCUAAUUUAAUAUGAAA